AGAGCCUUGGGCCGGGGGCGCCCGCUUCUGCCCCUUCGCCCCUUCUUUUCCAGACCCGGGCUGGGCUCUAGUUUUGCAGAGUCCGCUCGCCCCGAGGCCCGAGGGGAGGCUGAGGUUGCACGGGUUAGCGGGCUGAGGGGAGAUUUGCACCGGUCCUCCUGCGAACAUUCUCCUGCCCUGCAGCUGGUGGCUUGCACCCACUGCCUCCCCUGCCCUGCGGCUGCGCCCAAGCCACCAACCCCUGGGAGUAUUGUGCCGCCCGAGAUAAAAUGCAUCUAGUGUGUACACCCGCCCAGCACUCACCCAGAGGGUAAUGCAGACCUUUCUCCACCCCCACCUCCUCCUCCCCUCCAAUCAGGCUCUACUUAAGAUUCUUAGAUGGGAGCCACUGAAGGUAGUGACACCCCCCUCCCCGUUACAUCUGCACAGAACAUGUUCAUUGUGAAGCAUGUCUCCUGUAGACAUGAUAAAUGCCCCUGCCUCACCCCUUUAGACUGUCUUCACGAUUUAAGAUCCCAUAUGCUCUUCUUGAAGAGGGGCAGCCUUUCAUCACAUCUAGCAUAUCCCUCCCCCAUAACACACACACACACACACACACACACACACACACUCUUCCUGAUUGCCACACAGCCCCUGUCAUCUCGGAUCCAUUGUCAGGAAUGGCUUGUGCCAAUCAAAGGAAUGUGCUUUUUGCCUUUGGAGAAGGGUGCUUUCCACAACCAUAUUCUCAGGAUGUUGCUGCGUGAGUCUGUCUUUGAUUGUCCCCAGCUUGUCCCCGUAUUCAAGCAUCAGUGUUUCCCUUAUAGGCAUCUCCCGUGGACCCUCUAAUACCUGAGUGAUGCUUUUUUCCCCCAGGUAAUUAGAUACAGAUGGUGUGUGGGGAUUUCAUUGAUUUUGUUGUAAUGAAGGCAUAGUCAAUAAUACAGCUUGAUAUUUUGAGAAGAAUGUCUGUGUAUUUUUUCCCAGAGAUGGCCAGGUCCGUAUUGUUCUGGGAAUGGCAACUAGCACAUGCUUUGUUGACAACAUGUGUAUGCUUACGGAAGGAAAUGCUGCUGUAGCUGGCAUGUGAGUGUGUGCGCUGAAUGCAGGUGAUGUUCCCGUCUAGGGCUGAUUUGAAAGUGGUGAGCAGUGCCGGGUUAGGGCUGGCAGGCAUCUUGGAUGUUUGUAGCAGGACUGUGCACAUGUACGCCAAUGCAUACUGCCUUUAAUUUUGUUUAAAAUGCUUGCUGAGUCUUAGGGAUCCUGGAAAUGUCUACUUCAGUGGUUCUUAACCAGUCUUUGGGGUCAUGGAAGGCAUUAGGGCCCUCUUCUCAGUAAAAUAGACAGUACACAGUUGUGGAUGCAUUUAGAGUCAUCUUCAGCCUGGCCUUGGGACCUCAGGUUAAGAUCUAUAUUAUGCAAAAGUGAAAGGAAUGUGAGUUUUGUGUUUUGCUUUGUUUUGUUUCUCUCUUAAGAGCUGUCAUUAUUUUCCUCCUGAGGGAUAAGCAACAAAGUAGAUUGUACAUGUAUCCUUGUGUUUUGUUCUUUGAUUGCAGUGAGUUAGUAAGGUAUCAUCAUGUCCCUGUCUUCCUGUAAAGAGAUGUAUUUGAGAGUUUCAGAAAAAGUUAAAACCAGAGUCAAAAUAACCUGUCUAAAUUCGACCAGUUGAUAAUGUAUGUUCCUUGUGCUGUCUUCUAAAAUGUAGCACAUUUCAACAGCAAAGUCAGUGGUCUGUUUUAUGAUGCCUAUCUGGAAUCCUUAUGUGUUGUUUGAGGUUGAUCUGAUCUCUUAAAAAGAAGGCUUUAUCAGGCUGGUAGUAGAGCACCUGCUCUGUGAGGAUUUUCCAACUUUAUGAAAUGUGAUUUCAUGUCUUUAUUCAAGGUGAUGUUACCAUCAGAAUUAUCCACUUUAAAAUUUUGUUGUAAUGGAAGGGUUUUAAUUAUAAUUAGGGAAUUUGAUCUCCAUGUUUAAAGUCUAGAACUAGGCAUGACUAUUGCACCAUUCUAAAACAAGCAGGGACUAAAUACCAGCUUUUCUUGUUUAAAUCACUCUGCACUCAGCCUUUUGGUUAUAGUUCAAUCAGGAGAUGGUGUGUGAUAGUGUUGUGAUGGGCAGUGACAUAGAAGAAGCAGGUCCCCAGCUCUCUGGGAGUUAUGAUUCUGACAGUAUUUUUCACUUAAAGAAUCUUUUGGGACCUUCUUCUUUUUUUUUGGUAGUGGUUGGGUUCUGAGAAGCUAAGGGAUUUAUGAUAUUAACAGCUUUUUGGAAGACAAGGGAACCUUGGAAUCUUGCAUAGAAUCUGUUUCAUGCGCUGAAGAAUAGCAUUUAUUUUACUAAUUAUGCAAUGUACCCUGUGAAGUUUGAAAGCACACAGAGAUUGCAAAUAUUGCAUUUUUAGUAUCUAAUAAACAUGAUUGAAGUGGUUUAUAUUACAGGUUGUAUUUUUUUGUUCCUGUCAUGCCUAAAGUUUUACUGUCAGAAAUUAUUUGCCUGUCCUAAACCCAAACUGUUUCAAAGUUGCAAAUAUGUUACUUUUUUGUUGUCAGUGUGGUAGAGUGACAAACCAUUAAAAUCUCAAGGGGCAGUGCGCUUCCUUAAUUUCAUAUCACAGAACCUCUUCUCACCAGUCACCUACUUAGUUAAACACCCACACAUCGCAAAGCAGCCGAUCAAAUAACUUGUAAGACUGCGAGAACAGCAUUCUCUCUGCCAGAUUCAGAGCUUGGAAGCUGGAAAACAAUUGCACAGCAGUGAAACACUUAAGGAGUAGUGGUGCCAGCAGCUCCCUCUCAUUAAUACAAACAGCUUGCUUUAGUUUUUUCGGAGCUCUUCUUCAGACAUCCGUCUUCAGACACCCUUCCCUUAGGAGGUUUCAGAGCAGCAGCUCCUCCUCAAGGGAAACAGCACCUACUUUCUGCAACUGUGACCUCAAGAUCUGAUUCGUGACACCCAGAGCUGUUUCCAUUUCUGCUCUAAGUAUGGGAAGUAAUCUUGUAGCGUGGUAAGAAAAUACUUUUCAAAUCUGUAGAAAAAAAUUGAUUAGUAAUGCCGCUGAUGUGAUUUUGUUUUUUGAAUGUCUGAAGCCUUUCAAAGAAGUAAACUGUAACAGUGAACUGUUGUUAAAAAUUACCCUUUCCUCAGUUUUAGAAAAUUUCACCCAAAAUGUGACUAUACCCUUGAGUUUCAUUUCCCUUGUUUUAAAAAGUCAGUGGAGAGACAGCCAGUAACCAAAAAAACCCAAGUGUGGAUUUUCUUGUGUUUUGAAACAUAGCCUUUGGAACUAGUUAAGCUAAAGGAGGUGACUGUGUUUCCUUGCUGGGAGCUCCUGAAUCUUGUGCUGCAGUUUUAGAUAAGAUGCUCCAAGUCACGUGUAGCUCUCUUCAAAAGACAAAUCACUAGUGCUCUGCUCUUGCCAUAAUACCAAACCUUUUGACUUAUGCUUUGGUGCUGCAACACUGGAAGAAUUGCACACAGGUUCCAGGAAUACUUUUUUUUUUUUUUUUUUCAUCUAAGUGAUUCUUUGUGGAUGGGAAAAGAUUUGAGUCCUAAUGCUUACCCUGUUUUAAAGCUAUUUCUCUGUAGUCUGAACUGCUUAAUAAAUUGGGCCACUUACCAAUGAGCCACACAACCAGUUCUUGUCAGGAGCUGGUUGAAAACUGUGCCGUGCAUGUAGCAGGGAUGGCACAAGAAGAAAGCCGCCGUGGUCAAGUACCAUCUACCUUUUAUCAUGGUGCCAACCAAGAACUUGACCUGUCCACCAAAGUGUACAAAAGGGAAUCAGGAAGUCCUUAUUCUGUGUUAGUGGACACCAAGAUGAGCAAACCCCAUCUCCAUGAAACAGAGGAACAGCCAUUUUUCAGGGAGACAAGAGCAGUGUCUGACGUGCAUGCGGUUAAAGAAGACCGGGAGAAUUCUGAUGACACAGAAGAGGAGGAGGAGGAGGAGGAGGAGGAAGUCUCUUACAAAAGGGAGCAGAUCAUAGUGGAGGUAAACCUUAAUAAUCAAACAUUAAAUGUGUCUAAAGGGGAAAAGGGUGUCUCUUCUCAGUCCAAAGAGACGCCUGUUCUUAAGACAAGCAGUGAGGAGGAAGAGGAAGAGAGUGAGGAAGAGGCCACAGAUGACAGCAAUGACUAUGGAGAGAAUGAAAGGCAGAAGAAAAAGGAGAAGAUAGUGGAGAAGGUCAGCGUUACACAAAGGAGGACGAGGAGAGCUGCCUCUGUUGCUGCAGCUGCCACUUCCCCUACUCCCAGAGCUACGAGAGGUCGUAGGAAGAGUGUAGAGCCACCUAAGCGUAAGAAGCGGGCCGCAAAGGAGCCCAAAGCGCCAGUCCAGAAAGCUAAGUGUGAAGAGAAAGAGACACUGACCUGUGAGAAGUGCCCCAGGGUGUUUAAUACUCGCUGGUACCUGGAGAAGCACAUGAACGUUACUCAUAGGCGCAUGCAGAUUUGUGAUAAAUGUGGCAAGAAGUUUGUCCUGGAAAGUGAGCUGUCCCUUCACCAGCAAACAGACUGUGAAAAAAAUAUUCAGUGUGUUUCCUGUAAUAAAUCAUUCAAGAAACUCUGGUCUCUUCAUGAACAUAUCAAGAUCGUCCAUGGCUAUGCAGAAAAGAAAUUUUCCUGUGAAAUUUGUGAGAAGAAAUUCUAUACCAUGGCUCAUGUGCGGAAACACAUGGUUGCACACACGAAAGACAUGCCAUUUACAUGUGAAACCUGUGGAAAGUCAUUCAAACGCAGUAUGUCACUCAAGGUGCACUCCUUGCAGCAUUCUGGAGAGAAGCCCUUCAGAUGCGAGAACUGUGACGAAAGGUUUCAGUACAAGUACCAGCUACGCUCCCACAUGAGCAUCCACAUUGGGCACAAACAGUUCAUGUGCCAGUGGUGUGGCAAGGACUUCAACAUGAAGCAGUACUUCGACGAACACAUGAAAACACACACUGGAGAGAAACCCUUCAUCUGUGAAAUCUGCGGCAAGAGCUUCACCAGCCGCCCCAACAUGAAGAGGCACCGCAGAACUCACACAGGCGAGAAGCCCUACCCGUGCGAUGUGUGUGGCCAGCGGUUCCGCUUCUCCAACAUGCUUAAGGCCCACAAGGAGAAGUGCUUUCGGGUGACCAGCCCCGUGAACGUGCCGCCUGCUGUCCAGAUCCCACUCACCAGCGCCCCGGCCACCCCAGUCCCUUCCGUGGUGAACACCCCCGCGACCCCCGCCCCUCCGAUCACCAUGAACCCCGUGAGCACUCUGCCCCCCCGGCCCAUCCCCCACCCCUUCUCACACCUUCACAUCCACGCGCACCCCCACCACCCCCACCACCUGCCCAUCCCCCCCGUCCCUCACCUGCCCCCCCUCCAGCUCUCUUUAAGAGCGAGCCCUUAAACAACCGCGGCCAGGGCGAGGACACCUUUCUGCGGCACCUGGCGGAGAAGAACAGUUCGGCGCAGCCCCACUAACAGCCGUCUCCUUCAGUGUGUGCUCCCGAGCCGCGCGCCCCCAUGUGAGUUGGCAGAGCGGGGCGGGCCGGGGAGCAGGUCCGCCGCGGUGGGACCCUCCCCAGCUUCAGCUGCCGCCGCCACCGCCGCCGGGAGCCUCGUCAUUGUCUCGGGAAUCAGCACAGCCGAGGGAGUGGACGGGAAGACCCGAGGGAGCUCGCGGAGGGCACUGGCGUCUAAACCAGGGAACCACGGAACUAAAGCCCAAUUUGCUUGCAUUUUCUGGUGACUUUUAUAACUUUCAGAUACUCGGACUUGUGGGAUUUUAUAAUUUCAUAUCAGCUGAUGAGGUAUGCUUGCUUUUAUAUCCUGGACGUCUCCUCAAAGAGGGGACAGGCCUGGUUUCCUUUGUACUAAUCGGGAAGGCUGUGAGAUUAAUCCAGAGCAUUAAUUGUAUCACUGUGUAUUGUAACAGAUUCUUUUCAGCUUUUGGUGCUGGCUUCAGAGUGGAGCCAGCCACGUUUCACCGUAUAUCAAGCAUUAUAGAGAAAGACAGACAUUUUCUUCUUUGUGUAGCUCUCCUAACACACUCUUUAUUUUACUACAGAAAUUAUUUUAGAGUUUUUGUAUAGACUUCUUUAGUAGUCUGUUUCUAAAAUGAAAUGUAUUUCAAUAAGCGGUGUAAUUUUUUCAGUGUAGCUGGACCUAUGUUGUAAAAUAGAAAAAAAAUUUUAUAAUCAUCAAAAUGUGAUUCUUAAAGAUGCAUAUAACUUCUAUAGUUCAAAGUUAUUCUUACAUCCGUACAACUCAAAGGUGCUUCAGAGACUAGAUGUACCUUGAGAGGGUCUCCAGACCAGGCUAGUGCAAAAAGGAGGUUUUGCUUUCUGAACUUGGACUAAAUCCUCGGUCGUUUUCUAAUCUCUGCUUAACACUCAAAGGUCUGCUAGGCUCGCCGACAUGCUCUGUGCUCCACAUUUCACUUGGUUCAGUUAGUGUGUGUUACAUGGACUGAUUUGCAGAGGGUGGAGCCUUUUCCAGGGAAAUUACCUGAAGCUGGCCUGUUUUGAACGCCUGAGUGGAGCUGUUUACCAUCAAGAGGGGGACGUGGGGGCCGAGAGGGGGGGGUGCUUCAUCUCAGUCACAUCUCUUUCCCUCUUCCCUUAUAGCCGUGUUCAUGUUCAACCUUUCUGGGCGGCCAAAUUGAAAUCUCACAGUACACUGCUCGUUUUGAGGUUGCUCUGUUUUUCUAGAAUUGUUAGGAAGAGGUAAAAGGGUACACUAAAAUCACAAACGUUGUUGCUGACCGUGGCUGAGAAAUUUGGAUGAGAACACCAAUUGGUUACACCUUUCAAAAUAUCUCUUCCACGAUAUAUCCACAACUUUUGAGCUAGUCCAACACAGUUUAAAUGGUGGUAAAGGAGAGAACAUGACGUCUUGCUGCCCUAUCCUCUGCAAGUAAUUAUGUGACAGCAGGCUUCCUGGUGAUGAGAGCCGCAUCUCCACUUUGGGCCAGGUCACUUUGUCAGGUUUGGGGAACUUCAAAAGUGCACGGGCCGUCAGGAGCUCAUUAUAGGAAAGGCUGAACAGAAGGGCUAACAUACUGGUUACACAUCUACCCAGACUUGGUGUAGCAAACACAUUUUGUAAUUUCUCAUCUCAGUGAACUGAGUUCCAAAGCAAGAUCUGCUGUCUCUCUCUCUCUCUCUCUCCCCCUCCUUUCAAUUUUUAAUCUGGAAAUGUCUUCAUUUUUCCUUUCCUCAGGCUCUUAAAUCUUUGCCUGAAUCAGAACCCUGGCUUUUAUUUAUUUUGUGUUUUAAUAUUAAUGUGUGCCGAUGUACUUUAAGCACUUUUCUGGCUGAUGAGCUCUGUGGCAGGAAAAAAUGGAACUCUUUCCAUUGAGGUCAAAUACCUGUUUUUAAAAUACCGCAUUCUUGGUUUUUUGGUUUAAUAUUUCCAGAUUUUUUUUUUUUUUCCUUCUGAUGAUUGUCUUUGUCUUCUGUAAUGAGCAUAGGAAAAUUCGGGAAUGAUGGAGAAAAGUAUCUCAGGAUAUACUUUUCUUCCUGCUUUUGGAUGUACCUUCUAAGGAAUAUUGUUUUAAAUAUUUGUAUACAUUCCUUGAACACCCAAGUACCCAAACCAAUAAGAAAAGUUCAUUCGUUAUUUAGGACUGUUAUAUUUAGUGGCUGCCUCCCUCAAUCUGCUUUUCGUCCCAUGACAAGUUUGUGGAUCUUCUCCUUUGUGUGGACAUGUCAUUAUUUCUUGUCCAAGCUCGUAAUAUUAAAAUCAUUUUUAAUGCAGCUUAGUUAAUUGGUUAUACCUUACUUUGUACUAAAUAAAUUUACAGUAUUGGGCAGCACUUCUGAAUUCUAGACUUGAGACCAUUGAAUCCACCAUUUUCUGAGGUGUACUAUAACUAUACACUGGAAGAUUCAGGUAGUCAUCUUUGAUAUUUCAUUCAAGUGAAAAUAGCCAUAAGAAAAUAUCUGCUUACACAGAAAAACCAGUAUUAAGCACAUAAUCACCACCACCCUUAAACAGAGGCAGAAAGUGAUUAUCUUUUUUUUAAAAGAGCAGCCUUGUCAUGCAGUACAGUUCUUAGUCAAAUGUAUCAUGGAACAAUCUGGAAACUUCCAAUUUUUCCCCCCCUAGAUGGGUAUACCUUCCCUGAUUUGAGGUUUGUGGUCUUCAGAAAGACUUCUCAGAACAUAAUGACUCCUCGUCAGUGUCGUGUUACGUCUGCGUAGUGAAAUAUGCACUAAGAACAUUCGUGACAUCAAUGCUUCUGCAUAGAAGAACUGAAGGAUUAAGCCUUAAACAUGUAUGCGCAUCAGGUUUAACAUGCUUAAGCCUCAAACUCAGGGUUGAAAAUUUGAUCGGGGUCCUUUACUAAGACAGAAGUUGCAUUAUUUGGGGUGUUCCCUCCCACCUUUAAACUUCUUCACAAUUUAUUACCUACCUGUUAUAUCUAUUUAUAAAACAAAAGAACUCCGGAGGAGUUUGAGUUCUCAGCCCUUAUCUGUACUUAUAUUUUAAAGACAACAAAGGCUGUGUUUCAGCAUCGUAGUGACAGCAAAUUGAGACUCUUUCUCGUGACUUAAUUGUACUGUCUUCAGAGGCUCGUUUCAUUGCUAGGGUUAAGACUUACUUGAGGAAAAGUCCCAAGGACUUUCUUGAGUUGACAUGGCUGUUUAACUUUUUCCUUUGCGUUUUUCGAUGCUUUUCUCAUCAAUUUAUCAUUCAAAUCCAAACUCUUCGUUAGCCUCAAUGAAAGGCUGCUUGUUGCUUUCUCAAAUCGAGUCUGACAGGCUCAUUAGUAUGUAGAUUUUACAUUUGAAUGAAGACAAGUAGGUGAGACCAACAAUUGCAAGGCACAUGGCUUCAUUUCCACCUCUAUUUGUGAAAUUUCUUGUUUUUAGCAGGCAGGGCAGUCUCCCCAUGAAAUUUUACUGUGGUACUUCGGAGUAAGCUUUCCAAAUCAGUUGUGUACGCUUUUAGGUAUACUACCAUUUACAUUCCCUGUUGUAAAUGAAUGACUGAGCGUGGGUAUUACCAUCGAUGUACCAUCUUUUUAAAAGCUGCAUUUGUCCGAAGUACCUUUUCAUUGUGGUUAGAAGCCUCCCUAUAAUUUGAUUGCCCCUUAUAUGCUAAAGGAAGGCAAAAUCCUCUGAAGGGCUGCUCUUAAACUUCCGAUUGUCUACGUCUUGACAUUUUUUUCCCCGUGUUUAUGUUUGUUGAGUGGAUAUGUUUGUUUAGCUUAAUUUUUUAUCUCACUGGACGUUUUAAGUUGGAAGAAAAUCGAGCAGAAACAGAAAUCCAUUGCAGAUGUGUAUAUGUAUUUAUCCCAUUGUGAAGAUUUCAGUUAGUGCAACACAGCAUGGUCGGUGGGGUUUUAUUGUUUAAAGAGAGAGAGAGAGAGAGAAAGAAGAGAAAUGGAAACUAAAGUUAGAGGAAACCCUUCUGUUUGAGCUACCGUGUAGAAGAGACAACUUUUAUUAUCUUGCUGAUCCACGUGCUGAACAUUUCUAUGCUGGUCUAGAAGGUUUGGGGAGGAUUUGAUGAAACGGGAUAAGUUACAUUUAAGAAUUUGACCACCAGUCUCCCAUUACAAAAAUCCACUCCCUUGGAAUUCUUCAGACUCUAAAAUGGAGCAAAUAAAUACUGGGUUUUAAUUUUCCUUUGCCUAAACCAAGAUAGGAAGUUUCCCAAAAGGUCAUUUUUUUUUUUUUUCUUUUCAGGAAUGCAAGGUCAUUAGCCAUUAGAGAUACUAGCAUUAUUAUGCACUUAGCAACACCCUAGCUACCCUGCUUCUGUCAUCUCUAGCAUUUGUAACCAUGACCUGCCAACUCUGGACACUACCUCGACAAAGCAAACCAGAGGUCCUCUCUACACUUUCUAUGGAAGCCAUAAAAAUUGCCAUCAAUAUACCUACUUUCGUAGUUUCUGUACUUUUAUACUCGCUAGACUUUUUAUAGACUUUGUGAUCAGCUCUUUUUGUCUUAGAGGAUAGGUUUUGCAAGAUUCAAAGGAAAAUCAAGCUCCUUGGUUGUCGCAGCCUUGAAGCUUUAGCUUCAGUAAAUUUGUGUAAAGAACUAGAUAAGGAACCAUUUAUCCAAUUCUUCAUUUAAGUCAAAACUCCUGUGCAGAAUUGCAUAUCCAGAAAACAAACUUCUUUUUCUUAUUCUGUAAGUCGAAGCUAUAUUGUUGUAAGAAACUACUUCCAAAGUGGAUUUCUCUCUUAUUAGACUCUGUGUAUAGCUUGAUAAUAUAUGUCUUGUUGCAGUGCCCCUGGAGUUGUUUUUAUUUCCCUGUGACAGAUUAGUGAGUGUACAUCUCCCUCAAAUCCUCUGUUAUCUCACUGCAGCUUCAGUCUCUCUCACUCUGUUCUUGAGUGCCUUCAAAAAGCCAGCCUCCUGGAACAUUCUUUCCCCGAUCUAAAUCCUACCUCUGACUGUUUCAUUCUCCAUGAGUAUUGGAACUCACCCCUAUUCCAGUUGAUUUGUCUCUACAAACUAGCUAAAACCUCGGAUGAGACUUCUUUACGUAUUUCUGUUCUGUUCCCCCAUGUCAUUUUUAGAUUACAUUUUAAAAAUUAUUUGUAUCUUAUUUCUUCCCGUAUGACAUCGCUAAUGACGAGAGAUUUUUUUAUCCUUGUCUUAGUCCUCAUUCUCUUUCCCCAGAAGCUAGAUGUUCCCUUAAAAUGAAAGGUGGAGUGUCUCUUUGACCAUCUCUUUCUCUCACCUUAGUCUUCCCGAAUGCCUCCCCUUUCUGAUAAAGGGAUCUUGAAUGCUGCUCUUGCUCUGCCCUCUUCCUUCAUGCCCUCUCUCUCCCAGAAACAUUUUGCCAGGGUGUAUCCAUGAUUUUAUUUUAGUCACAUUAAUUUAAAAUGACUCUCUGAGUUUAUCAAAAGUCCUUCAUUGAUUUGUCGAUCUGCCUCUUUCGUCCUUCUGUCCCUCAAAAACUUUAUUUUCUUUUCUACUUGUUCUCAAUUAAUUUUCAAAAUAUUGCUGAUACAUAGUAUAUGAAGGAUAAGUCAAAAGGGGGUUGCCGUGUGUUCUCCAUGUGAUAGGAGCACCUUAUUGAUACAACAUUUUUGCAGUUGGCUCAUCUUUCACAGUCAGAACUAAAGUUUGUUCUGUAUACAGGCCUCUUGGAGGCUCCCUUUUAGUUCUCCUCCAAAACAGAAAACAAAUGGAACGUAUUAAAAUGAGGAAAAUUAGAUUGCCUUUUUUUUUUCUUUUUUUUAAAGUGAUGAAAGCUAUUGAGUUGAGUAUUUUGGCCUUAGUCCAAAUCUUUCCUUUCUGACUUAAAGCGUCAAGCCCCUUUCCUUAAAGUUAAUAAUACUAAUACUCAGGUUUUCAAGACUAACUAAUAACCACAUGAAGUGGGAGUCUAAGAAGGCAGCUGUUAGUAAAUUCUGAAUCCUUUUUGUCUGAUGACAGACGGCAGUAGGUUAUCAGUGGGACAGUGCAAAAUUGUGAGAGUGCUUCUGUUUGAUAACGAAUACAUCCAAGACAUUUGAAAACUUUACUGGCUCUUUGGAAUGGGAAUGCUGGUUUACUAAAUGCAAAGGGUAUUUCUUUUACUUACAGAAAUAAGUAAGAAGACUCUCUUGUUGGUGUAGAUCUUUUUGCUUUGAUGACUGACCUAGAAGUGUGCCUCUUUUAGGUAGUAACUGGCUCUCUAAAGUAACCACUUUGAAAUCCGGGGCUUUCCUCCUCGGAAUCGCAGGCAGGACAGCAGUGGAGAGCGACGGUGGGCUCACACCUGAGGAGCCCCAGCCCUGAGACAGACUGUUGGCUUGUGGCAUGUCCUUGUGUGGUCGGCGAUGUUUGGCACAAGUAUCCAAGGGCCUUUUCCCCCUGAGAAGGAUCCCCUCUACUUUCUAGUUUGAUGCUCCUUGAGCUUCCCUGGUGAGAUCAGGGAUAUUACAAAUUACUUGAAAAUGAUUUGGGGGAUGGGACAAGAGAAGGGGUGGGAGCUGAGUGUUUGCUUCACUUUGGAAGGAAAUCUGGUACUUGCAUUGUUGGUUGUGAUCAACCAAAGAGCCUGUCUCUCUAAGUGGAUGUACCAAAGAAUCAAGUUCUUUCCAAAUAUCCAGCUCCUUCUCAAUGAACACAGUGUCCUCCCUACCUGGCUUUUUUACAGGUGAAAAGGGACCAUGUGGUCACUAGGCCAGAGACCCCCAACUCAUGUUCUGCCUAGGACUUGAGGCUGUGGUUAACUGCAUUUGAAAAUCGGUGGGAAAUGUUUUCAUCUUUUAGAAACUUUUUAACCUGUCCUUUUGCUUGAUUGUUCAACUCACUAGGUUUUUUUCAGAAGUAAAAAAGAAAGAAACUGUGUGGUAUAA
Sus scrofa (pig) is the source of this 12252-nucleotide messenger RNA. Lineage: Eukaryota; Metazoa; Chordata; Mammalia; Artiodactyla; Suidae. The record is from RefSeq and is a predicted model, not a curated record.